Messenger RNA from Talaromyces proteolyticus, 2017 nucleotides. Its product is annotated as 6-phosphogluconate dehydrogenase, decarboxylating. Gene Ontology annotation, cellular component: cytosol. Lineage: Eukaryota; Fungi; Ascomycota; Eurotiomycetes; Eurotiales; Trichocomaceae. Gene Ontology annotation, molecular function: phosphogluconate dehydrogenase (decarboxylating) activity; NADP binding. The coding region runs from base 359 to 1936 and encodes 525 amino acids. The transcript has a single exon. Gene Ontology annotation, biological process: pentose-phosphate shunt; pentose-phosphate shunt, oxidative branch. The record is from RefSeq and is a predicted model, not a curated record.
UGUUCAUUAAGAAAUAAGGCUAUCCAGGCCAAGACCAUCGAUGGUAUAAUUCAACUAGCCAAAUAUUAAUUCUAUAUCAAUUCAAAAGAGGAUAUGGAACAGCCGUGGGCACUAUCUCAAGUGCUUUCCUGGUCAUGAUUAGUAUUAGACCUGGAUCAUAACCCUAGCCAGACUAUCUUAUCAGUGGACAAGCAAGUCAUCGGCCAGCAGUCCGCGGUCUCACACGGAAUAUAUUUCCGGAUUGGUCGAGUGUCGUAAUGCCCGCAUCAUGCCAUUCAAUGUUAUAAAGAUGAAUGUGAUGUCACUGCCUCAAUUACCUUUUCAAUACAGUUAAAUAUGUACUCUACCUUUUUAACGGAUGCUAGCUUAUAAGAGUCUACAUGUAUACAUAAUGCCAGACCCCAUCCAACAAUGGAAAUCCAUCGGCGUCGUUGGCGCCGGCAGCAUGGGCUCAAUGAUGACCUUUGCAUUCGCCGAACUGGGCCUCGACGUGUCCGUCUGGGACGUGGAUGGCCGGAAUGUUGACAAAGUGAUGAACUUGAUCAAAACCUCGAAAGAACAGUUCAAGGGAACGAUCACAGGAUACAAAACCAUUGACGAAUUUGUCCGCAGUCUCGACGGCGGUCGGCGCAGGCUUUUCAUGUUUUCGAUCACGCAUGGAAAACCGGCGGAUGAAGUUCUGGGUCGGAUAAAGAAGGAUCUCAAGAAAGGAGAUGUUAUUCUCGAUGGCGGGAAUGAGUAUUAUCGUCGCACGGAGAGACGGCAGGAGGAGCUGAGGCCGCUUGGGGUGAAUUGGAUUGGGAUGGGAGUGUCGGGGGGAUACCAGUCAGCGCGCAGAGGGCCGAGUUUGUCGCCGGGAGGAGACAGGCAGGCGAUCGAACAGGUGCUGCCGUUGCUAGAGCUGUAUGCCGCAAAGGAUAAGAAAUCAGGGAAACCGUGCGUAACAUACAUCGGGCCCGGCGGAGCUGGACAUUAUGUGAAAAUGUGCCAUAAUGGGAUUGAAGGGGGGAUGCUGUCGGCUAUCUGCGAGGCAUGGGUGAUUAUGCACCAGGGGCUGGGCAUGGGCUACGAUGAGAUCGGGGAUGCGUUUACGCAGUGGUCGAAGAGCGGCGAGUUGAGGAAUACAUUUCUGCUCGAUAUCGGGGCCGAUAUCUGCCAUAGAAGGAAAACCGCCCGCGGUGUUGGUAGGGGCGAAGGCGUUGAUCCGGCUGGCGGAUAUGUGCUGGACGAUGUGCUUGAUAAAGUCGUUCAGGACGAUGAUGAUACCGAGGGGACACCGUUAUGGGCGAUCAUGGAGACAGCGUCCCGGCACGUCUCUGCGCCGACGUUGGCAGCUGCACACUACCUUCGUAUCGCCAGUGGAAACCGUAAUCAACGUCUGCGAGUAACGAAGAAGCUGGACAUCCAUGGCUGCAGGCCUUUCCAGAUGCGAGACAAAAAGACAUUCAUUGAGACCUUACGGCGAGCAGUCUAUGCCGCAAUUCUUGCCUCGUACUGCCAGGGCCUGGAGCUUAUCGCCCGCGCUUCGAAGCAGGAGAAAUGGGACGUCGAUCUAGGGAAAUGCAUUCAGAUCUGGCGAGCAGGCUGUAUUAUCCAGUCAGAGGCGAUUGCCGACAUGUUGCAGCCUGUUCUGUUGCAAGAUGUCCAGAUUAUGAACAUAAAGCUGAUCGAUGAAGUGUCUAGAGACCUGCACGGCAGCUACGAGGCCUUGAAGGAGGUUGUCCUCAAAUGCACCGAGAUGGACGCGUGUGUGCCAGCACUGUCGGCAUCGCUGGAGUACAUCAAGUACGAGGGCAGCACGAGUCUGCCCACGCAGUUUAUGGAGGCUGAGAUGGACUACUUUGGCGCGCAUGCGUACUGGAAGGCUGGCCAGCCAGGCGAGGAUCCAGGGCUGGUCAAGAAGGGGCCGCACCACUACGAGUGGAAGCCUGCUUGAUAGCUAUACAGCCAAGGGCCGAUAUGAUAUAGAUUUCAAAAAUAAAACAAUUGAGAUAAAUUAGGUGAAGUUGAAGUUAGU